CACGGCACCGCCCCGCGCCCGCGAUGACGUCACGCGCUCUUAAAGGGCCCGGUCGGGAUGGCGGCGGCAGUGGCGCUGCCGCGGGCCCUGUCCCGGCUGUGUCCCCGGCGCUGCCCCGCCCUGCCCCGGCCCGCCUGGACAUGGGGACACCGGGGACACCGCGGGGACUGCGGCUGCGGCCCCGCGGGGCCGGCGCGGGCGCGCUGGGAGCGGCCGGCCGGCGCUGCGCUGGCUUUCCUGGGAGGGCUGUCCCUGUUCCCGCGGGACGCCGAGGAGGACGGCGAGGAUGGCAUCGUCCUGCUGCUGAAGAGAGCCAAGCUCAGCACCAUGAAGGGGGAGCUGGCCGAGGCCGAGCAGCUCCUGCACCAGGCCCUGCGCCGGGCGCACCAGCAGGACAACAGGCAGGCCAUCGUCUACACCUACAGCAUGAUGGGGAACGUGGCCUACAUGCAGGGACAGCUGGACAAUGCAGAAAAGCUCUACAAAGCAGCUAUGAGCUAUAUGCUUGCAGGGGACACAAAGGAGGAUGACAACGCCAUCCUUGAGAUGUCCCUCAAGCUGGCCAGUAUCUAUGCUGCUCAGAAACAGCACAAAUUAGCUGUAGCUGGCUACCAGUUCUGCAUCCUGACCUUAGAGGAGAAGAUUGCCAAGCAGAAGGACUUGCCUGAGGAUGUCUUAUCAGCUGAAGAAAAGGCCAAUACCCAGCUCCUGCUUGGGAUGAGCCUGGACUCCUAUGCCCGCUACCUGCUGAAUAUCAACGAGCUCCCAGCAGCACAAAAAAUGUAUGAGAAGGCUCUGCAAAUAUCAAAUGAUGUUCAGGGAGAGACUCAUCCACAGAGUGUGGUGCUGAUGAAUGACCUGGCCACGGUGCUGGAUGCUCAGGGACGCUACGAGGAGGCGCACACCUACAGCAGGAGGGCAGCAGAGCUGGCAAGGGACACGCAGCACCCCGAGGAACACAUGGUGCUCAAUAACCUGGCAGCAAUCCUGAUGCACAAAGAAGAUUUCCUGCAAGCAAAACAAGUGUACAAAGAAGCUCUCAAGCAGGCACAGCAGAAGGGAGAUGCUGCUUCUGUCCAGCAUAUCCAGGAGGAACUAGCUGAGCUGGCCAAGAGGAGAAAGGGUUCCAAGUCAGUGCUUGGAUGCUGAGGUUUCCUGCUGGAAAAGAUGCUGUGUACAAACCCAGCUUCACGUGAAUCAAGUAUGAACAGCUGCUUUGGACAACACAGUUUCUGCCCUGCCAGGAAGCCUGAUUUAAAGAAAGAGGAGAAUUAAACCACAAAUUACAAAAUCCAUAUUUAGUUAGGAUAAUAGAACUAAUUCUGUCACUAUCCAAGCAAAGUUUUAACCUCUCAGUUGUCAGAACUGCAGUUGGUUGGUACAACCCUCAAUGUAAUGACAUCAUCAGUAAUUUACUUACAGUAGCAGCUUCAUCUCUGAGCUAAGAGGAGGAAGCACACAGGUUUUCUAGAGCAGAAAUUCAUUGAAGCUGGAAAACUUCAGUCACAUACAGAACUUUGUUCUCAGCAAGCUAGGAAGUAAAAAUAGGGCUGUACUGACAGAAAGUCAUAUUAGAGCCAACUUUCCCUGAAAUGCUGGGUUUGGGGUUUGAAGUGGCAGAGCCUGGAGGGCAGCUGUGUUACCUGGGAACCCUGCAGCACCCUGGGAGCAGGGUCUUGCCUGAUGCUGCAAAACAAAAGGGAGACACAGGAAAAGCAAGUGGAGAACUGAUCCCCUUUAUUGAUUGGUCUGAAUCCAGAAGUCACUGUCUAGUGAGACAUUGUGUGGAAAUUAUGAUGCAUGGGUUUUUCAAGUCUUAAAUGAUUUCAUAUCAGAAUCACGAACCAUAUCAAGAUGAAAGCAUUGUGAAAGCGCUGAUCAGAAAUCAGGUAAAAAUCUGUAGUAAACUACACUUUGUAAACAUGACUUACAAACACCUUCCUGUUUUAAACAGGGCAGAUGUAAUUCCAUACUUGAAGAUAACUGGAAUUGUGGUAAACCCUAACUUAGGCUCUGGAGAGGUUUUUACACUGGAGAAGUUAAAACUCUGAUAACAAACCAAAAAAAAAAGCAGCAACAUUUUAUGUGCAAAUGCCACUCAAACUGUAUCUUAGGAGAUUGUGACUAUCCUACUUUGGAUUUCUUGCUGCUGCUGCUGCAGCAGUAACAUGAAGCUUUGCAAUGAACAUGCUAUACUUACUGUACAGGUAGCAAAGACAUUUGUCUGUACAUGCCUCUUUCACAUUGUAUUUGUUACACUAAGAAAGUGAGAACAAGUGAGUUUAAGAAUGGACCUUAACUCUCCACUCCAAAUUUAAAUCUACAAGGGCAAAUGAACUAGUUUUCCAGUAUAUGUUGCUGUGGGAACCAAAAAAGAAAGUUAAAAUAAAAGCACAGGUCUACAAACAGGAUGAAAACUUCACUGUUUCAAGCCAGAAGGGUAAAGGAGGGGAGGAUGAGAGAAAUCUUUCUCAGAGAAAGACUGCACGGAGAUUUAAGACUGCCAAGGGAUCUACUCUGAUGCAGUGUUUAAAAAAAAGUAGCAAAAUAGUUCUGUAUUUUCAGCAGUGAGUUCCUUUGGAAUUUUGUUUCCCACACUUGGGACAAAAAGGCUUUCCUUAAAGGACUAGAAAUAAAUUUGCUAUUGAUAAAUAGUUGUGUGCUUCUUCCUGUUUGUAAGUGGACCAUGACAGUCCAUGGGAUGCAGAGCUCACACGACUCAAGGUUACACACGGCAUUACACCUUCCAUACAACGCAACACAAAUACCGCGGCAAAAUCCAAAAUAUUUUUCACUGGAAAAUAACUCCAAGGCAAAGACCCUGUUGAUCAAUGAGAUGCAAAAGCAGUUUGGAAUCUGACAGACCACGCCACCCCCCAGCUCAGUGCUAUCUGUAUAUCAGUCCUUCUACCCCGGAAGAUUUGAAUUCUCUUCCUGAGGUCAGUGCAGCAUAAAAUGAAGAUGCUUUUGGAGAUGGAUGUCAGGACAGCCUGUGACAUCACUGCCCAGAUGGAUGUGUACAUGAGCUACAAGCAUACCAUAGCAAGCAUUGAUAGAUGAAUAAUUAAGGAGACUCUCCUAGUACCAUAUACAAUUUAAAAAUAAAAAUCACCCUAACAAGUAUUGCACACUUCAGGAGUUAAGCCAAGCAUUUGUAAGGACUUCCACCAAAAGCUUGCUUAGAGGGACAGGGACUGGGAUGCAGACUUCAAAAUAAUUAUUACAUAAAGAUUUUAAAAUCAGAUUGGAGGAAGAUAAAAAUCACAGUACCUAUUUCAAACUGGUUGUAACAGAAGCCAAGUAGUUGACUCGUGCGUUGCUCAAUUAUUCUAUAAAAGCAUUUUGUUUUAUUUAAACUUGGGAUGUGGAGGUUUUUCUUCUUAAAGGAUUUAUCAACCCACCCAGAGCCUCUGUUCAGAAAAGCCAUUUGCUGUGGUUAAAUAUGACAGUAAAAUUUAGUAGCCUGUUUUGACUGCAUACAAUGCAGA
Messenger RNA from Cinclus cinclus, 3488 nucleotides. It is a transcript of the gene TTC19, whose product is annotated as tetratricopeptide repeat domain 19. Gene Ontology annotation, biological process: mitochondrial respiratory chain complex III assembly. The transcript has 11 exons. Gene Ontology annotation, cellular component: mitochondrial inner membrane. Gene Ontology annotation, molecular function: protein binding. The record is from RefSeq and is a predicted model, not a curated record. The coding region runs from base 58 to 1149 and encodes 363 amino acids. Lineage: Eukaryota; Metazoa; Chordata; Aves; Passeriformes; Cinclidae.